AUGGCACACGAGAUCAAUAUUCAACUUCCGGUACAAUUUGAAGACUUUUAUAUACUCUCAUUUGGAAAAAUCAUUGCAAGCCCAUUAUACUACGGGGCCAAUUAUAUUUGGCCAAUUGGGUAUAAAUCCUGUUGGCAUGAAAAGCUUACCGGCUCACUUUUUACAUGUGAGGUGUCGAAUAACAGUCAAGGUGGACCCCUUUUCAAAAUCACAAGGUCCGGUUGCUUAGAAUUACCUCUUCAAUAUGGUCAAACUAUUCUAUGUCGAGCAGACCUUGAGGAGCAUGACAAUGUUGUGACUGAGCUGACUGAGAUAGAUCAGGACAUUGGUGAUGAGAUAGUGUAUGAAGAUGUAAUUGGUGACUUAUAUUUUGAAGGGUCAUCACUAUCUUCAACAUGGGAGUUAUUAUUGAAAAUGAUUGUUGAUGUUUACGAAGAAAUUAUCAACCGGAACGGUGGCCUACAGUGUUACUGUAGGCAUGCGGAAGAUUUAAGCUUCUUGUCAUCUGUUCAUUUUACGCAGGAGGUUAGCAUAGAUCUGGAGAACUUUUUACAUUCGCAACAAUGUGUCAGUGUGCCGACUGUCGUUCAUGGUGACAAGGAGACUCGUGAGUUUUCAAAAUUAUUGAUAAAUUGGUUGAGAGGGUAUCGAUUUGGAUUAGACAUUGAGUUUGUUCAAGAAUUUAUAGAACAACUCCCUGGAGUAGAAGCCUGUUCAGGAUAUAUAUUAUGCAAAGAUCGUUUACGUGAUUCAUCUUCAACAAUUUCAAAUAAAAAAAUUAAAAUAAAGGACGUGGAGCCUUUUCCUGUUGGGAGUCUCAUUUCCUCAAGGUUGUCUUCUAAUGCAACAGGCGACCUUCUUCAGGUAUAUGAGUUCUUAUGCCGUUUUAAAGAAGUUCUCGAAGUGGAAGAAAAUUGUUUAUCGUAUAAAGAUCUUGAAAAUGAGCUUCAUCUUACCCCAUGGCCUGUUACAUAUGGAUAUGGGGCAGGGGCAUUUCUGGAAACAGUAGAAAUGAAUUGUGUUAAACAUAAGGUUGACAAGUUGACUACUGUCCACAUGGCACUGCUACCUAGGCUAGUGAGUAAGCUCCUGCGAAAAAUAACUAAUGCGUUUAAAGUAACCGGUGAUGCUAAAGAUACAGAGAAGGACAAGGAUAAAAAAGUAAAUUUAGAAAUGUUUCCGAUUAAUCCGCUGACGUGGCCAGAAGUGGCUAGAAGAUAUAUCUUGGCUUGCUUGUUAAUGGGAUCUAAGAACACUGCUGUUGGUAAUAAGACGAAGCUCAUUCGCUGUCUGCAAGGUGAUGAUGCUAUUUUCUCUGGAUCGCCAGCUGGCAUUGCAGGCUCUGAUGUGGACGCACAGUUGCUUGGAAGAGCUGUAGAGAAAGUAUUUGGCAAACGGAAAAGAGAAAGGAGUAUUUUACUUGCAGGGACUAAAGUUGACAAUUUGGAAAACUACAGGCGGGAAACAGAUUUUAGUAUUCCAGAGUGGGCGAAAGUGCUUGAUCCUGUAAGAAAGCUGCCUACAAAUGUGGGGUCCCGAAUUCGGAAUUGUGUGCGUGAAUCUUUAAAGAAAAACCCACCCGAAUGGGCAAAGAAGCUUCUAGAAGCUUCCAUUUCAAAAGACGUGUACAAGGGCAACGCAUCCGGGCCCACAAAGAGAGCCGUAAUCGAUGUUUUAAAAAGAGUAUCCGAUGGCCUGCAUACAGCAUCCCCACCUGGCAUGGAAAUGGAAGAAAUCAAAACCUCCAAGAUGUUGUCAAAUACAGUGAUGAAAAAGUGUCGUGUGGUAUUACGCCAGGUGGCAGCAGCUUAUGAUAAGAAGAAAAAGGUUCUUGUUGAUAAAAAGAAAAAGGUUCUUUUUAAUCUUGUUGGAAGGGACUUAAAUUGUAAUGAUAAUUAUUUAAAAAUUGUUUUUGGAUCUGUGUCGAUGCGUCCUAUUGAUUUAAGAACCAUUGAUUUGAGAUUGUUUCAUGGGGCAUAUGGUGCUUCACAUGAAGCAUUUCUUGAGGACGUUAAGGAGGUGUGGAUUAACUUACGCAGGAAAUUUAAAGAGGUGGAUAAAAUGUCACGUAGUUUUAAAUUGCGAUAUGAAAAGGAGGUAGGGACUCUAGUUAGGAGAUUUUAUGAAGAUAACAUGAACAGAAAACCUAUUGAGGAAAUAGAGAAGGAGCUUGAAAAGAUUAUAACUUCAACUGAAAUACCCGAAGCACCCUGGGAAACAGGAAUCUGCAAUGUAUGUGGGAUUAAUAAAGAUGAUGGAAAAGUACUUCUUUGUGAUAUGUGUGAAGCAGACUAUCACACAUACUGUUUGACUCCCCCUCUUUCUCAAAUCCCAAAAGGCAACUGGUUUUGUCCCAUUUGUGUGCCACCUCAGCAGGACAACGAAGCAGAAGGUCUUGUAAAUAUUUUACAAUUUGUUGAUAAGAAUUGUGAAGAAACAACUAAGCUUUUGGAUAUAGCCACUGCCUUGAAGGAAAAAGAGUAUUGGGAAUUAGAUGCAGAUAAGAAAACCUUCUUGCUCAAAUUUCUAUGCGAUGAGUUAUUGAAAACCAGUCUUAUCCGUACGAAUUUUACAGAGCUAGAUGUGAAUGUGAUGGAAGAAAAAAAAUCCCUAAAUUUUGUUAAUCAUGAAGAGCUCUCUUUACGCAAGGAAUUUUUAGGCAUCGAUUCCGAGAACAGAUUCUAUUGGGGAUUCCAAAACACAAACACAAGCACACAUCACGGAAUCAUCGUCAACGAGACCGGAAUGUGUGAUUCCGAUUCCGGUGCAUGGCGUUUAUUCCAAUCCGACGAACAAAUCAAGAGUCUCAUCAACUACUUCAAACGAAACGAUCCGAACAGAAGAGAAUUGAGAAAUUCGAUCUCAAAGUGGCAAAAAUCAAUCACAAAACAUGGUCAACAAACGGGAGCAAAUUCUGUCAACGGCGAAACGGUCUUUUCACAUAACAACGGACUUGCUACAAAGGCAAGUGAGUUGCUGGAGGCGAAAUACAAUACAGAUCCGGAUUCAGUGAAGAAACCAAGAAGAAAGAACAUGGCAAAAUGGCAUAGGUGUGGUUGUUUGGAACCCGUUUUGCCAUGUAGAUACCACUGUGUUAAAUGCCAUGAAACCUUUUUCACAAAUGUUGAAUUUGAACAACAUAAGAAGAACAAGUGUGAUUGUGGUUUGGAUUUGGGUUUGGUGAGUCAAAUGGGACCCGGUCGACUCAGCCUUGGUUGUGAUUCAUUAAGAUGGUUGAAGAUGAAUCUGUUGGACAUGGAAGCUGCACUUCCCGACGGAGCAAAAAGAGGGUCCAGGUCAAGUUCUGAAUGGAGAUCUGAAUGGUGUGCAUUUGUUAAAUCAGCUAAUACCGUAUAUGAGAUGGUUGAAGCAACUAUGGUAUUAGAAACCAUGAUCAAGACAGAUUAUAUCAACAACACAUGGUGGUGGUACUGGUCAUCAAUGGCUGCUGCUGCCAAGACAUUCACCAUCUCCGCCCUUGCUCUUCGUAUCUACACACUCGAUGCCGCCAUUGACUACCAGAAAACCACCACCACCACCGCCGCCACCUCUUCCAGCCAAAAACUAUCAAAGAAACGGAAACACCCCGAUGACAAACACAAGGAACAAAGAAAGAAACCAAAGAAACCACAAGAUAAACAAGAAAUCAAGGAGCAAAUCCAAAACAUCAUUCCAUAAUCCGCAUGUUUAUCCCAUGUUUUAGUUUUUGUUUGGAGUUUAUGUGUGUUUUAUGAAAGAUUGUGUUUGUAAGUGUUUUAGUUUAUCGAAUUUACAAGUUUUCCGGGGCUAUUUUGAUGACAGGAUCAAGAGGGU
This is a messenger RNA of Lactuca virosa, 3813 nucleotides long. Lineage: Eukaryota; Viridiplantae; Streptophyta; Magnoliopsida; Asterales; Asteraceae. The record is from the annotation of a GenBank genome assembly.